AUGACACCGACGACGACGACGACGGUGGAGGAGGCGCCGACCGAGAAGAAGCGCGGCAAGGGCGCGCGGCUCACGGACGAGCAGCGCAUGGAGAUCCUCGAGACCAUCCUGAGCGCGCAGAGCAGCGAGAGUGCGGUCAAGGUGCCCACGAAGCAGCUCGCGGAAGCGUACGGCGUCACGCCCGCCGCGAUCCGCAAGCUAUACAAGGACCGCGAUAUCUUCCUCUCGCGCUUCGCCACGGGCCGCGAAGGCGUCCGCAAUGGCCGCAAGCGGGGCGGCGACCGCGCCAAAGUCGAGUUUGAGACCGAGCUCUUCAAGUGGGUGAGCGCGCUCCGGCUCAACAACGUGGCGCUGGUGCCGUCGCACAUCCAGCAGCGCGCGCUCGUCCUCGCCAAGAAGUACCCGUCCAUGGACAAGUUCCAGGCGUCGUGGGGCUGGUACUACCGGUUCUGCAACCGCUAUAAUGUGACCGGCGCCUUGAGCUCGGACCCGACGACGACGUAUGACCAAGCCGUGCUCGGCCACGAUGCAGCAAGUCUUCUCCACCCGGAUGCCAACGCGAUGGGGUUCCUCGUCGGCGCCACCAAGCGCAAGGCUGCACCCAAGGGCGUCCACUCCGAAGAAGGAUUUCUGCUGCAUGCUGCCACCGCUGGCGAGCUCGGAUUUGUCGAGUGCCUGGUUCAGAAGGGCGUCGCAGUCGACUGCGUCGGCGUGGACGGGUGCACGCCGCUGCUCAUGGCACUCAAGGGUGGCCACUUCCACGUUCUCAAGUACCUCUUGGAGCAUGGUGCCAAGCCCGAUGCGACCGACGAGACGGGCACGAGCGCGCUGGUUGUCGCCGUCAAGUUGGGCCACGGCAACGCGCUCAAGAGCUUGCUGGAAGCCAACGCCAAGACCGAGACCACGGACACGAAUCUCAGGACCGCCCUCUUGCUCGCCUCGGAAAUGGGCGAUGUCAAGGCCGUCAAGCUUCUCCUCAAGUUUGGUGCCAACAUGGAAGCCACCGACGUCGACGACCGCACACCGCUCUUUAACGCGGUUCGCUUUGGCCACGUCGGCAUCGUCGACGUACUAAUCAAGAAGGGCGCCAAUCGCAUCGCGCGGUCGCUCGACGGUCUCACAGUGCUCGAGCUCGCGGAAACGCUGGAAACGUCGAGUGAAAUGAUGCACCUCCUCCAGAGCCCUGAAGGAACGACAGUGUGA
Saprolegnia parasitica CBS 223.65 is the source of this 1203-nucleotide messenger RNA. RefSeq lists its product as hypothetical. The transcript has 8 exons. Gene Ontology annotation, molecular function: protein binding. NCBI's taxonomy places the organism in Eukaryota, Oomycota, Saprolegniomycetes, Saprolegniales, Saprolegniaceae. The record is from RefSeq and is a predicted model, not a curated record. The coding region runs from base 1 to 1203 and encodes 400 amino acids.